UGAAUGUUUGGGUUUAGUGCGAACAACUGCAUCCAAUUUAUGCACAAAGUGCAUAUUAAAAAAGGACAGUUUCAGGGUAUCCCACCCUUAGAUAGAGAUGGGCACACCUGGCUGAUGACACUGCAAUUUUCCUAUCGAAUACACACGAUGUGAGCAGACAGCUACCUGUGUCAGGGCUGAAAAUGAGUCUGUCUUAUUACCUCUCAAACAUUUAAAUCUGUCAGGGUUAAUGGUAUACCUGUUAAAACAAAACUACAUAUUUGGGAGUGAUUAUUGAAAACAAUCAAAAAGGAUGUAAACUUCUCCACUUUUUGCUCCUGUAACUCCUGUGUUACUGCCGAAGACUGGACAAUGUUGCUUUAUGACCAGAAAUGCCCAAAGAGAUCUCUACAGAGUUACAUCAACUUUGAUUUGAUUGAUAUGGAGAAAGAAAAGCCAUCACGUCAAAAGGAUAUUCCACAUAAAGCAAACAAAAAGAUGGCUUGGAAUGACCUCACGGCACAAGCAUAGUCCCAACCAAUGAUGGUGAUGCGUCUUUUCAACAGCUCGAAUCACAUAAUGAAGCAUUGACGUCAUUUCAGAGAGUUCAUCUUUGGUCACAUGAUAUUCUGGAGCCCGACACGGGCUUCUUUUGGACACGCCCACGUUCAAACGUUUCAUACAAAUGAGUUUUUAACCAAAUAACCAUAAAACAGAUGCACCACACCGAUAGCCUGAUAUUAAACACAAGCUGCUAAUGCAGAGAGGGUGAUCACAGUGAGGCGGCUCAUUUCAAGCUGCUGUUCAUAUUUUUGGCCACCAGAUGUCACCAAAGAGGACUGAAGCGCUUCGAGCAGUGAACCAUCUUGGUGGAGGGACAUGGUGCAGGUUCACCGAGCGACCCCCGGCCUGGACGCGCUCUGCUCAGCUUCGUUUGCACUUUUAGUGAUGAAGAUCAUCAUUCUGGUGAUUUGUGACACAGAACUGUUUUAAAUCACUGCUGCUGUUGAUCUCUAAGCUCCACCCAUGUGGUGAUGUCAUUCCUGGAUGGAGCAGCUGCAGAGCUCUGGAGAGUCAGAGGGAGGGUCAGACCUGCAGACCGAGCAGCUGAAACAUGGCAGACUCUUCAUCGUCGUCCAACAACUCCUCCUCCUCGCUGAGAGACCUCACGCACACAGCAGCCUCACAGCUCGUGCACUGGAGAGAACCGAAGAAAUCUGCAGCGGCGUUCGGCCUCUCACUGCUGGUUCUUCUCUCCGUGGCAACACUGUCAGUCAUCAGCGUGGUGUCCUAUUUGCUCCUGGCGUGCCUCUGUGUCACAAUCACCUUCAGAGUUUAUAAAUCCGUGAUCCAGCUGGCGGCCGUCACCUGGGUGAUGACGUACGUUGGUGCCGUGUUCAAUGGCGUCACCAUCUUGAUCCUUGCUGACAUCAUUUUCUUCACUACGCCGUUGAUCUACCAGAAGAAGAAGGCUCAGAUCGAUCGUCACGUUGAGGCUGUUCGGCUCAAACUGGAGGAAACUCUGCAGAGUCUGCAGGAUAAGUUACCUGGCGCUGUGAAGAAGAGCAAGGUUGAGUGACACCUGAGAUGUUGAAGCUCCGCCCCCUCCUCCCAUUGGCCUGUUUGUCUGUGACUCACAAGUCUUUGAAUAAAAUCAGACUGACGAGAAACAA
Neolamprologus brichardi is the source of this 1652-nucleotide messenger RNA. Lineage: Eukaryota; Metazoa; Chordata; Actinopteri; Cichliformes; Cichlidae. The record is from RefSeq and is a predicted model, not a curated record.